Pestalotiopsis fici W106-1 is the source of this 339-nucleotide messenger RNA. RefSeq lists its product as uncharacterized. Bases 1 to 339 code for a protein of 112 amino acids. The record is from RefSeq and is a predicted model, not a curated record. The transcript has a single exon. NCBI's taxonomy places the organism in Eukaryota, Fungi, Ascomycota, Sordariomycetes, Amphisphaeriales, Sporocadaceae.
AUGACACCUAUUCUGGAGCUCCAGCGUGAAGGCGCCUUCGGCGACGCUGAGAUCGUCGACCUGCCAGCCUCUAUGUAUCCUCCUGACUUCAACCAUGUCGUUGACGACUCACCUGAUCCUGUCGUCGACGCUUCACCUGUCCCUGUGCAUAAUGCAGAGCUCGCCGACGCCAUUGCAGCUCGUGAAAGGGCAGAAAGACGUUAUGGUGAAAUGUUGGCACGGUUUACGUCUCAGGUUCAAGAAACUUGGAGCCUGAUGCGUGAAGCCCGGGGGGGCCACGGCCAGCCACUCACGUGGCUAGCUCGUGCCCCACCCAGCUUGCAGUCAAGCCACACAUAA